Penicillium arizonense is the source of this 582-nucleotide messenger RNA. RefSeq lists its product as uncharacterized. The transcript is spliced from 3 exons. The record is from RefSeq and is a predicted model, not a curated record. The coding region runs from base 1 to 582 and encodes 193 amino acids. Lineage: Eukaryota; Fungi; Ascomycota; Eurotiomycetes; Eurotiales; Aspergillaceae.
AUGGCCUCGGGCCGUGAAAGGGAGUCAUUGAAGAAACGUGUGAAGAACCGUCUGAAGCAGCGCAUAGUGCGCGGGCGCACUGAAUCUCAUAUCCAAACGCUCGAGCAGCAUGUUCGAGACCUCACGCCACAAAAACCCGCCCACUACCGUCAGGCUGUUCUCCGGCACAACGAGCAACUCCAGUCAGAGAGUAGAGAGCUCCGUCAAGGGUUCAAGUCCGCUGUGAAUAAGAUACAGCUCUGCUGGCAACGCCAGAAAUUGCAGAUCUACCAUUGCUUCUCUCUCAACCGGCACUCACCGGGGCCCUACCAGCCGCGCAGGGCACUGGACGGCCAGCAUGAGAAUAUUGAGCAUGAGAUAGGAUUUCAAAUGGAGCGAAGGCCCAACCACAACUCUCCUAUGGGGCCAUUUCAAAAAUUAGCGCAGGCCGAACGCAAUGGGCACAGCGGUCCAGACAACUCGAACACCUCCAGCCUAAACCUACCGACCAGGGCCUAUCUACACCACCGACCGCCAUCCGACACACCAGACCGACAUGUUCACGGGGAGAUCUGGUGCAAAGAAUGGCCCAAGAGACGCUGA